AAGAAUGGCAGCUGAAAACUCUUCCAUGACAAAGUUUAUUCUCGCAGGCUUAACCAGCCAGCCAGAACUGCAGAUCCUCCUCUUCUUCCUGUUUCUAGGUUUCUAUGUGGUCACUGUUUUGGGGAACCUGGGCUUGAUAACCCUGAUUGGGCUGAACUCUCACCUGCACACUCCCAUGUACUUCUUCCUCUUCAACCUCUCCUUAAUAGAUUUGUGUUACUCUACUACCAUCACCCCCAAAAUGCUGAUGAGUUUUGUCUCAAAGAAGAACAUCAUCUCCUAUACUGGGUGUGUGACUCAGCUCUUUUUCUUCUGCUUCUUUGUCAUCUCUGAGUCCUUCAUCCUGUCAGCCAUGGCAUAUGACCGCUAUGUCGCCAUCUGUAACCCACUGGUGUACACAGUCACCAUGUCUCCCCAGGUGCGUUUGCUGCUUUUGUCAGGUGUCUAUGGCAUGGGGUUUGCUGGGGCCAUGGCCCAUACAGGAAGCAUAAUGAGUCUGACCUUCUGUGCUGACAACCUUGUCAAUCAUUUCAUGUGUGACAUCCUUCCUCUCCUUGAGCUCUCCUGCAACAGCACUUAUGUGAAUGAGCUGGUGGUCUUUAUUGUUGUGGCCAUUGACAUUGGAAUGCCCAUUGUCACCAUCUUCAUUUCUUAUGCCCUCAUCCUCUGCAGCAUUCUUCACAUUAGUUCUGCUGAGGGCAGGUCCAAAGCCUUCAGCACCUGCAGCUCCCACAUGAUUGUGGUUUCUCUUUUCUUUGGUUCUGGGGCUUUCAUGUAUCUCAAACCACCUUCUGUUUUGCCCCUUGACCAAGGGAAAGUGUCUUCCUUGUUCUAUACCAUUGUGGUGCCCAUGUUAAACCCAUUGAUAUAUAGCUUGAGGAACAAAGAUGUCAAAGUUGCCCUGCGGAAAACCUUGGGCAGAAAAGUAUUUUCUUAAGAAAGGAGUAGUGUUUGAGGAAGACAAUAAAAUG
This is a messenger RNA of Lemur catta (Ring-tailed lemur), 971 nucleotides long. RefSeq names its product olfactory receptor 8B12. The coding region runs from base 5 to 937 and encodes 310 amino acids. NCBI's taxonomy places the organism in Eukaryota, Metazoa, Chordata, Mammalia, Primates, Lemuridae. Gene Ontology annotation, biological process: sensory perception of smell; G protein-coupled receptor signaling pathway. Gene Ontology annotation, molecular function: olfactory receptor activity; odorant binding; G protein-coupled receptor activity. The record is from RefSeq and is a predicted model, not a curated record. Gene Ontology annotation, cellular component: membrane. The transcript has a single exon.